AGGCUGGGAUUUACAGCGGAGAAGGAAAUUUCCAGUUCUAAACUUAUGGUAGUUCCGACAGUGAUGGUGAUCACGAAAACCCAGUCUUAUCACAGUGCACCACGAAUUCACUGAACCGAGGAGUAGCAUAUUUCGGUCGCUCGAUCCGGCGGAGGCCCCACGAUGGGCCUUGAGGUCUGGGCAACCCCACAGCGCGUAUCUGGAGGCCGUCACAGCGGAUUCGAUCAUCUUCAAAACCCUAACACCCCAACAAACCGUACUCUCCGUCUCUGAAUGCCUCAAAGCUCAUCGGCAAAAAAGCACGGUAUAGAGCAGCCGGACGGUAGUGGGCCGACCCCGAAGUCUCAGCGGACGAAAAUGAUGAAAUCUACCGCGGAAGACACGGAGAAGAAGAGCUUGAAGAAACAACUAAAAGAUGUUGAGAUUAGCGUGCCAAUAGUGUACGGUACCGUUGCAUUUUGGCUCGGUAAAAAGGCAAGCGAGUUCCAGUCUCAUAAAUGGACUGUUUAUGUUCGUGGAGCAACAAAUGAGGAUCUUGGUGUAGUGAUAAAGCGUGCUGUCUUCCAGCUGCAUGCCAGUUUCAAUAAUCCAACUAGGGUUGUGGAGUCCCCACCAUUCGAAUUGUCAGAGUCUGGAUGGGGGGAAUUUGAGAUUGCCAUUACUCUUCAUUUCCAACAUGAUGUUUGUGAAAAGCCGCUGCACUUAUUUCACCAUUUGAAGUUGUAUCCAGAGGACGAAUCAGGUCCCAUGUCCAUUAAGAAGCCUGUAGUGGUGGAAUCAUAUGACGAGAUUGUUUUCACUGAACCCUCGGAGGGCUUUUUUGCCCGUGUUCAGAAUCAUCCAGCUGUAAUUGUGCCUAGGCUACCUCCCGGUUUUAGUUUACCUCCUCCAGUACCAAUUGAAGAUCUAGAUAAAAGGAAGAGAGGUGACACUAAAGAUAAUGCCCUAAGUCAGUGGUUCACAAAUUUCUCCGAAGCCGAUGAGCUAUUAAAGCUUGCUGCAGCUCGUCAGCAGGUGCAAGCCCAUAUUGCUAGGCUCAGAAGGCAUUUGAGUUUGAUUGAAGGGCAGCAUCAACAAUUGAAAACUUCCCCUGACCUGUGAAAGUCAUGGAUUCGAGUUGUGAAAACAAUCUCUUGGAAAGCAAGGAUAAGGCUGCGCACAACAACAACCCUUAUGACUCUUAACAAAGUUGGGGGCCUCAAACACUAGGGAUGCCCUUUAUCUGCGUUUGAAAACAUGGGCAGAAAUUCUUAGGCAUUAAUGGCCUUAUAAAAGAUAUAGUCAUAGUUAGAGAUGAUUGACCAAUAGAAAUCUGUAUGGCUAACCUCACUUAACAGAAUUAAGGCUUGCUGUUAUUAUUGUUGUAACUUGUAACAUGUUUCGAAGAAACAGUGGUUUGUGUUGGACAAGCAUGAUUAGCCCCCAUAACAAUACUACUGUAUACUAUGUCUGCAUAGCCUUUAGUAUGUUUUGUUUCUCUGGGUAAACAUCGCAGAUAGUUGCACUAAAAUUUGCUUUUAUUUCUUCAUGCUGAUUAGUUUAAAGGAAUAUUGAAGUUUAACAGUCUCCAGAUGUUGGAGUUUGUUGAUUUUUUACCUUGUUGGAUGUUCCUGAAAAUGAGCACCUGUCUUGUGCAAGUAACAAAGUUGUACAGUAGAUUUUAGUGCUAAACAUGGACCAUAUUACUACUAUUAAGUUGAACUAGUAUCACCUGCAUGGUCGGUAAAAGUAAAUGAAUCAUCUUCAACUUUGCACAAUGUAUCUUCGCUAUCUAGGCUUCUUAUCCUGAAGGUUGUCUUGAUGAUAUGUGUUUAGCACUGUUAUUUAAUCUUGAAGUUGCUAAUUAAGCAAUGCAUUUCUUACUACUAAUGUUAAUAUACUGAGCAUUACAUAUGUUUUGAGUUUGAAUUUGGUUGACCAUCAGGAUUUUUGUUAUGCCCGUGGUGAGACCACCACCAGUAAAUCUCAUCUUUACUUACUAGUAAUUCUUUUUUAUUAGCCUUUUAAUGCUUCAUAGCAACUGAUGAUCCCACCUUUGUGAAUUUUG
Molecule: messenger RNA, 2047 nt
Organism: Diospyros lotus (date-plum)
Lineage: Eukaryota; Viridiplantae; Streptophyta; Magnoliopsida; Ericales; Ebenaceae
Product: transcription initiation factor TFIID subunit 14b-like
Exons: 8
Coding region: 274-1101 (275 amino acids)
Biological process (GO): regulation of DNA-templated transcription
Source: RefSeq, a predicted model, not a curated record